GGCACAGUCAGUAGCUCCCAGGCAGUGAGACCGUGCGUAAUAAUGUAUAACCGGUAUCUGUGUAUCUCACUUAGUUAUGUCAUAGAUGACAAUCCUUCUGCGUGAAAUUUUCUUCCGAAUAAUUUAAUAUCUAAACAUUAAAGGUCAAGGACAACGUGAGUGCGUUACAAUCUUAGAUUAUUUCGAACAAAAAAAAAAAAAUAGGUACAAACCUGAGAGAGAUAGAGUUGAAAAAGAAAAAAAAAAGAAAAUAAAAAUAAUACUAUUGUACGUAGGAUCUUUAAAAGAAAAUUAUUUGGGAUUCUUGGAGUUGGUACUACUCGGUACCGAGCUAGCUUUAUUGCUAGUAAAUACCUUAACCGUAGAAAGAAGAAGAAGAAGAAGAAGAAGAAGAAGAAGAAGAAGAGCUUGGGCUGAGGUGAAUUGGUCGAACACAGUGCUGCCAGUUGCAAGCUCUGUCUUUCUCUCUUUCUCUCUCUCUCUCUUUCGCUCACUCUCGCUCGCUCUCACUCCAUCUAACUAUCUAUCUAUCUCUAUCUCUUUUUGAACGGAGUCGACGCCGAAAGCUCGAUGCAAAUCGACGUCGUAUAAUAAUAAGUUCGAUGAAGAUCGACGUUAGCGUUCUCGUUAAUUUUCUUCCUAUUAAUUCUAUUUCUUCUUGUGUUGUGUCUACGUGUCACGGUUCGAUAGCAGCCAGAUGAACGUCGCCGACCUCAUCAGCAACAGCAACAGCAGCAACAGCAACAUCAUCAGUAACGUUGGCGUAUACCUGGAAAGUUAUAGUACCAUAGGAAGUACAUCGUUCUCUGAAACGCUCCAACGCUCUGCCGGAUGUCAACGAACUCCUCGUAGAGGAGAAGAGGAAGAAGAAGAAGAAGAAGAACAACAAGAACAAGAAACUUUCUCGUGCAUAACAGAGAAAGAAGAGGUGGUGUUUAACGGCAAGGUUACCAAAACGAUUCCUAUCAAUUUAUUCGAUGGAGAUGAUUGUUUUAGUUUUAACACAAAUACAACGAUCGCAACAUUUGCCACGAUAUCAUCGCUACGAAAUAGCUGAUUCGAUCUAAGAUCAAUGAUAGGUCAUUGACUUUUGCACAUGCGGCUCACCGAAUCUCCGAACGACUAACAAACGAUUGGUACAAGAAGGCUAAAUCGAUGUCCAACUGACGGAUGCGCGCGAUCCCAUUGGUGAACGAGUUUUCAGGGAAAUGUCAGCAUUCUUCGUAGAUAACAAGAAGAACGUUUGUUUAGAAGUAGUUUAUGAUAUGAGAAGAACCUGAGACUUUAUAAAAUACGUUGUACUUUUUGAUAAUAAGAAUAUUCAAAGUUCUUUUUAGGAAGAUAUACAAGUAAGGUUGUGCAAAAAGUUAGGUAUAAACAGGUUCGAAUAAUAGUGCCUGUUAAAGUGUUUAAAGAAUAGGAUUAUAUAGUGCUAUUAUAUUUCGCAGAUAGGAGAAAAAUAAAGGAAAGAGAGCGAGAGUAAAAAAGGAAGAAAGAAAGAAAGCGAGUAACAGAAAGAGAGAGAGAGAGAGAGAGAAAGAGAUUAGAGGGAAGAAAUUUGUAUAAAAGUCUAGUAACGGUAGAAUACUGGUGAGUUUUAGUCAAAAUUUGCUGGAGGAGUGGCGGGGUAACUACCGUUCUUUGCAUGGAGUGAUGAGCGGGGCCCCUGCACGGGGCACAGUGCCCCGACGUCAAAGACGCCAUCAUCAUCAUCACCAUCAUCAUCAUCAUCAUCAUCAGAAACAUCCAAAACACGCUCGGAAGGAGCCUUCCGAGGAAUUGGAAGAAAAACGACCAAAGGUCAAUCCGAUAUUCCUCUGGGCGUCUCAAAGAGAACAGAGGAUAGUCGAGGUUAGAUGUGAGGAUUAUGACAAGAGAAAUCGCAUAAAAUUGACGAAGACUGCGCAAGGAUGGCGUUCGAUACCGAGAACGGCAUCCAACAUGUAUUCCACCGGUCUCGGUACGAAUCAAGAAAAGAAAAUUACACCGGCGUGCACGUCGUCGAGUUCAAACUCGAACGAAGAGAAGGAAAAUGGGAAGACCGUGACCGCAACUAGCAUAAAUAAUAAUUUAAUAAUCGAUAAAGAAAGUAUCGGUAAGAAGCGUAGAUACGAUGACUUUUUGAAAGACAAGAAAUAUUCUCAGGAUUAUUACCCGUUGGAAAAUCUUCAAAAUGGAGUACGAGUUAGUAGCGCGGAAUGGAAAAGGAAUCGAAGAAGGGUCUCCUGUUCGGAGGGGGAGGAAGAAGAGGAGGAGGAUGAAGAGGAGGAGGAAAACGACGACGAUGACGACGAUGAUGAUGAGGAUGAAACCGAAGACGAAGAGCAAGACGACAACCAAGAUGACGGGAGAAAAAAGGCUAGGUCCUUUGGAUCUAUGAAUUUGAAGAAUACCAACGGUAAAAGCAAUCUCGAAAGAUUGCAAAAGGACAUACACUUUCAACCGCGAGUAGUCCUAGAACAUCUUCACUUAUCUCAGCUACCUGAUCAUCGAGAUGUUCUCUUACGAAGGAGUGAUAAGAUCCUGAACGGUCACAAGGAAGUCGGUGACACUUGCAACGAUGACGAGAAGAAUAGAGGGGUGGACAAAGAAUUGAACAACGAAAGACGAAAUGAAGAUAUCGACGCUGAGGAAGACGAAGAAGAUGAGGGCGAUGAUGAGGAGGACGAAGAGGAGGAGGAGGAGGAACCAGAGGAAGAAGAGAUUAAUGACGAUAGGAACAAAUGUCGAGAAAAUAAAGAGGGUAUUCAAGACAUAUUAAAUAUGAUAGAUGCCACAGCCUCACCCGUUUUAGCAACCGACACGCCCAGUGCCGACUUACCGAUGCACUCUAACAAAACUUUCGAAUUAGUUUUGAGCGAGAACGUAUAUCAAAAGAAAAUUAGCGAUAAGAAGAGCAAAGACUUGGAUCCUGCCUUACCUAGUGCGGUAAUAAAAAAUAAAUCAAGGACAGACUUUAUAUCCAAUUAUCAAAAGGAAAAUGUUGAAAAUAAUGAUAAUAUUAAUGAUUGUGAUCAAUUAGAAGUACACGAGGAGAAGAUACUCGAUCGUUGCAAUUUGAAUCUCGACGAAAGAAAAAAUCAUUUAUCAAAAGAAUCAACUUUUGUUGCUUGCAAAAAUUAUAGUAGUAGUAGUAGUAGUAGUAGUAAUAAUAAUAAUAAUAAUAAUAGUAGUAGUAGUAGUAGUAUCGAUAUCAAAUCUUGCAAAGUGGCAGAAGCUGACGGUGGCAUUAGUCGUUCCAAAUCUGAAUCGAAUUCUCUCCUUCAUAAAUGGAAAAACAAUGUAGCUAUGAACGUAUCAAAAAUAAACGAGGAAGCACCCAGCGAACCCGGUGGACCAACGAAGAUAGAUUAUACUAGUAGUUCAACGAUAUUGAACGCUCUUAGAAAUACUCCAGGACUUUCGGUUUCCAUAACGAGAGCUCAUCCUCAAGAAAUAACCAAAAAUGUAAACCCACCUUCCUCCAGACCCUCAUCGAAAAGUUCCUCGUCGAGCAGAUCACCCGAUAGUCAAGCAGAAAAUGUAGAAAGACUUUUGAAAGGUACCAUGAUCGAUUACUCCACAACGAGAUCGUUCGAUGUCCGCGGUCAAGCAUUAAAUUUACCUCGAAACCUUCCAGGUUUGUCGAUCGUCAUACCGAAUUAUCGUUAUCGCAACGUAUCUAAUUCACAGUCAACGACGAAUUCGACCUCACCAAAAACCAAGGACAGAGUGGAAUCGCCAGAGAGUACUGUUAAUUUUCCAAAAACUGACUUCCCACAUGAGGAGGAGGAAGAGAGAGAUCUCGAGGACGACGAAGACGAUUGCGAUUCGCAAGUUUUGGAAGAUCUUAGAAGACAAAAAGUUGAUUCUUUAGUUUUUGAUAGCGUCGAUAGUGGUUGUUUUCAUAGAUCGAAUUCUAGGAACAAUCAGGAUGAUCGCAAUACUCCGAUAGAAAAUGUUAAGGAUCGUACAGAUGGUAGUGCAUGGAACGGUUCCGGUCGUAGUAGCGAAGCUCAAGCAAAGUGUAAGUACCAGGACGUGGAACACUUUGAUGAACAGGUCCUCGAAGAACUUAGAUCUCGCGGUACCGUGGUUUCGCCUCAACCCAGUGGUAUUCCGUGUUCACCUGCCUCCAAAAGGCCAUCCUCGGUGUACUUGGAAAGACUAUUACCGAGCCCACCUUGCUCGGUGUCCUGUUCGGAGGAUGCUAAAAACGAUUUGACUUUAAAGGGUAUUUUAUCGUCCCCGAGUUGUCUUGAAAAUAAAGAUUACGAUAGAAUUAGGGAAAGUACGUCAAAUCGAUGCGAGCCUGGAUCGAACGAAUAUACGACUACUAUUCCUAGGUCGGAUUAUUCCAAAGAUAACGAAAGAUCCAACGUUGGUGGUACGCGUAGAACUGUACGAACUUUUCAAGAACAUUCUAACGUACAAAAUCAAGAGAUGAAGAAUUCGGUAAGACCAUUGUCGAAUAGUGAUAUUCACAGUAGUCUCUUUAUAAGCGAUCGUAAUACAGCGAAGAAACCUAUGUCGGCCGAAUGGACGAUUAAUCGGUUAAGAAAACAAGCAGGUUAUCACAAAAUACUGGUACGAUCGAGAAUGCAAUCGGCGGAAUAUCAAGAGGCUUACGCGACGUCUACUAGUACGGACAAACUUUUAGACCCGGCCAGUCAACUGAGAGAGUUGAUAGAAACAUCCGGCCAUUUAAUACCUGAUCCCCUUUUAGUACCACGUGACUAUCUUCCAGCUUUGGCCGCUGCCCCGGCUACCGAAAUUCCGAAACUUUUAGCCUCGAGGCCAGAAUUAAGAUUACCAGAAGCAUUAACGAGACCGGAUCUAUUAAGAGAUCCAGAUUUAUUAGUGAUAUCGUUGAGUCAUCUGCAACACGUGCUCGAUCACGGAGAAGGUCCUGUCUCCAGGUCACGACAAUCCCAAUCUAGGAUCGGCAACGGCGUUAACAAAGGAUCGAGUCACGCUAACAACAACGGUACAAGGAACGGUACGCAAAUUAGGCCCAAGCUUAGUUGCAAGCCCAUCGGCACGCUGAUGCCUGCGCCAAUCGAUCUCUCCAGCAAUCGCCGUUCCAGCCCCUAUCCGCCAUUACUCAGGGUACGAACUGGAUUGCUCAAACAGGAACCGGAAGUCAGUUCGACGGCCAACUCGCCGGAUGAUUCGCAACUUUGGCAUCCCCUUUUUGGCAGUCAGAAGAGGCAAUUACAGCAACAGCAACAAAUCCAGCAGCAACAUCAGCAACAUCAGUAUCAGCAUCAGUUUCCACAUCCACAUCAGCAUCAAAAUUUGCAUCAGCAUCAAAAUCAACAACAACAGCAUCAGCAUCAGCAUCAACAACAUCAACAUGCAUCGUGGCAUAGAACUACUUUAGCGUCCUGACCGUUAAGACCAUAACCUUGACCAAUGGUCGACUUUAACCAAUAGCAUCCAUCUUAAUGCAUAAAAGAGAUAGGAAAGUAAAAACUAUUUGCUAUGUUGUUCGACUAGGAGAGAGAACAAAAAAAAAAAUUGAAACGAUUUUCAACUCUAACCUAAAGCGUUAUAAAAGAUAGGAAAUCAUUGGCGUAGGAACGAUUAUGUAUUUAUAAGAGUACUGAUUAUUUUAAUGCAACGUCCACAAACGUAGCUAAAUCGAUCAAUAAUGUUUGAUCAACGAUCUUUGACAUUGUGACAUUGUUAUUCUCAGCAGUUAAUUUCUUUUUACUUUUAUUUUCUGUUUUUUUUUUUUUCAUAUUAUUCGUUGGGACAACAGUGCAAUAAUACGCCGUGAUUAUUCAGAAUACUUUUGUUGUACUUCAAAUAUUUCCUCGUUACCGUUAGUUUGUUCUUUUUUGAUCUAGUUUUAUUCGUCGUUACGAUAAAAUAUAUUAAAUAUCCUUUUUCAUAUAAGGCGUAUUUGAUUGAUUAAUUAAUAUUUCCGAGGAUCUAUGCAAUAGAUUCUUUCGUUACGUUCGAAUAAUUUACAUAUCGUCCUCGUUAGAUUUGUUAGAGAUUUGUUUUUUUAUAUCAUGUAAUACAUUUACCUAAAGAUUACAAAGAUCGCGUAUCAUUUAAACGUGCAAUAAAUUUUCUCUCUAUUAUUUCCAUCCCAUAAAUCAUCAGGGCGAUAACGAAAUAUAUCAGAUUUUUAUUUAAUUAUCAUUAUAAUUAGCGAAAGUCGAUCAAAAGACUCUACGAGUACGAACGAGUCGAGUUUGCAGAAUGAUAAAAAUAAAAAAUAACAUCGAUUAAUAAUAUAAAUAUUAAAAUUAGUGAAAACAAUUUGUGUUAAGAAUGCGCGCCAAGUCAUUGAAAUAGAACGAAUUAACACAGUAUUGAAAUAUUCGACAAUAAUUUGAUUAUUUAAAAUCAAAUAUUAUACCAUGCGAGGGUGUUCAAGCCAAAAGUGUACGUGCCUGUCGUAGUUUCGUAUAUUUAAAUCGCUGUAAAUUCGACUCCGAUUAAUUUUCUCUAAAUUAAAAAUGAUCCAAAACAAAAACAAAGAAAGAAACAAAAGAGAGAGAAAUAUUUUAUAAUCUGCGUAUGUCGUAUAUCUUAUUUUUAAAAACUUAUGUUAUCUUAAAAUAAUAUUUUCUAGAACACUCAUAACAGAUUUAUCUAUCCGUCUGUAUAUUUCUAAAGACAAAAAAAAAGGAAACAGAAAGAAACGAAAAAGAAGAAAUCGUUAAGAAAAGAAAAGCAAAAAAAUACAAAAUACACGCUCAUACGUUUAACGCGUUAGAUGCGUUUGCGUCAUCCGAUUAGAAACGCUAAACUGCACGACAUUGAAUAAUCGAAAAAUUUUAAAACGUUUAAUUUGUUUGAUAUAAGUAUAUAUAUGCGUAUAAAAAAAAAUGGAAUAGGAAAACGUAAAAAAAUGUUGAUUGUAAGCGUCCUAUGACGAGGCUAGGUGCUAUUCGAUAGAUUUAAAAAAAGAAAACGAACAAAAAGAUAAGACAAAAGUGAAGUAAAAAGAAAAGCGGAUGAGAAGCAUUAAUUAAAAAAUCGUGUAGAUAGUUUGUUUAGGUAGGUAAAAUAUUUUAUACGAUGUAACACACACAUACACACAGAUACAAGAAAAAAGCAGCAUCAUGUACACACAUGGACGUAUUAUCAUUAUUUAGAAAAUGAUAGAACGAAGUGGCACGGAUACGCACGAUGCGCACGACUAAAUCGUGAUUGAUAGAAAUCAUAUUUCCGUAUCCGUAUGUCCGAUCGAUUAACAUAAAUCAUAGAAACACGUGGCGUUAUUAUUACAAUAUACAGGGUAAGAUAAAAGUCGCUUUGCUCAGAAAUUCGUUAAUACAAGUAAUUUGUUCGUGCAAUGAUGUAUGCGAUUACAACUGUACAAACGGCUGAUAUUUUAAUAUAUCUUUUUAUGCGGUUACUAUGACAACGGUAUUGUUGGUAAAUGUUUUUGCACAAAAACCACAAGAUUUAGAUAAGUUAAAAAAUAGUUGAUAGAACAAAGUCACGCUAGAACUUACAAUUAGGCGCGCAACCCUCAAUUGUGUUUCGCCAUAUAUAAUUAAAUCAGUAAUAAAACGAUAUGAGUUGUGUAUUCAGUAUACAAUGGACACUAAUUUGAACAAUUAAUGUGAACAAAUGCAGAGGAGUUAAUACAUAAAAAUAUGCAAAUAAAUAAUAGUUUGUUUAAAGUUU
Molecule: messenger RNA, 7632 nt
Organism: Polistes canadensis
Lineage: Eukaryota; Metazoa; Arthropoda; Insecta; Hymenoptera; Vespidae
Exons: 3
Coding region: 1654-5370 (1238 amino acids)
Source: RefSeq, a predicted model, not a curated record